CGGACAUCACACCUGCUCCCUCUGAGGUCUGCUUCCUGUGUUGACCAUGCCCGGGUGGAGCUGCCUGGUGACAGGAGCAGGAGGGUUUCUGGGCCAGAGGGUUGUCCGUAUGUUGAGUCAGGAGAAAGAACUGCAGGAGAUCAGGGUCUUGUACAGGUCCUUCACUCCAAAACACAGGGAGGAGCUAUCCAAGCUGCAGACAAAAGCCAAGGUGACCGUGCUGAAGGGAGACAUUCUGGAUGCCCAGUGCCUGCAGAGAGCCUGCCAGGGCAUCUCUGUUGUCAUUCAUUCCGCAGCUGCCAUUAACAUCUCAGGUGUCAUUCCCAGACAAACCAUCGUGGAUAUCAAUCUGAAAGGUACUCAGCUCCUGUUGGAUGCUUGUGUGGAAGCCAGUGUUCCAGUCUUCAUCUACAGCAGCUCACUGUCCGUGGCUGGACCAAACUCCUACAAGGAGAUUAUCCGGAAUGCCUGCGAGGAAGAGAAUCACGAAAGCAAGUGGUCUGAACCAUAUCCAUACAGCAAGAAGAUGGCUGAGAAGGCAGUGCUGGCAGCCGAUGGGCGCACCCUGAAAGAUGGCGGCACUUUGCAUACUUGUGCCUUAAGACUCCCAUUCAUCUAUGGAGAAGGAAGCCAAAUGCUUUUGGGCGUAAUGAAUAGUGCUCUCGAAAACAAUGGCGUUAUUUGGAAUAUUUCCAAAUUCUCCGUGGCCAACUCAGUGUAUGUGAGCAAUGGGGCCUGGGCACACGUGCUGGCUGCCAGGGGCCUACGAGACCCCAAGAAGUCACCAAACAUCCAAGGGCAGUUCUACUACAUCUCAGAUGACACUCCUCACCAAAGCUAUGAUGAUUUAUAUUACAAUCUGAGCAAGAAAUGGGGUUUCCACCUUGAUUCCAGAUGGAGCCUUCCUCUCCCCCUGCUGUACUGGCUUGGCUUCCUGCUGGAAGUGGUGAGCUUCCUGCUGCGUCCAGUCUACAACUACCAGCCUCGCUUAACCCGCUACGUGGUCACACUGUUAAAUAGUGUGUUCACCUUCUCCUACAAGAAAGCUCAGCGAGAUCUGGGCUAUGAUCCGCCUGUCAGCUGGGAGGAAGCCAGGGAGAAAACUUCGGAGUGGAUCGGGUCAUUAGUGGAGCAGCACAAGGGGACACUGAAUUCAAAGACUCAGUGA
This is a messenger RNA of Microtus ochrogaster (prairie vole), 1168 nucleotides long. Its product is annotated as NADPH-dependent 3-keto-steroid reductase HSD3B3-like. NCBI's taxonomy places the organism in Eukaryota, Metazoa, Chordata, Mammalia, Rodentia, Cricetidae. Gene Ontology annotation, molecular function: oxidoreductase activity, acting on the CH-OH group of donors, NAD or NADP as acceptor. Gene Ontology annotation, biological process: steroid biosynthetic process. The record is from RefSeq and is a predicted model, not a curated record.